This is a messenger RNA of Phyllostomus hastatus (greater spear-nosed bat), 3507 nucleotides long. It is a transcript of the gene CHAF1A, whose product is annotated as chromatin assembly factor 1 subunit A. Gene Ontology annotation, cellular component: nucleus; CAF-1 complex. Bases 228 to 3119 code for a protein of 963 amino acids. The transcript is spliced from 15 exons. Gene Ontology annotation, biological process: nucleosome assembly. The record is from RefSeq and is a predicted model, not a curated record. Lineage: Eukaryota; Metazoa; Chordata; Mammalia; Chiroptera; Phyllostomidae.
AUCUCGCGAGGAUGCUCCUUUUGGUGCCUAUUUCCCUGGGCGGGACGUCACGUGAUGCAGCCUCGUCCAAUCCGUACGCGGGCUGCAGGGGUCGCCGCGGUUCCCGCCAAAUACGAGCGCGGCGGCCGCGGCAGCAGCGGCGCGGGCGGGAGGGCGAGCAGCGGCGGCUGCCGGACCGGAGCCCGCGCCUCCGCCGCCUGAGAGGACCUUGAGCCGCUGCCGGAACGAUGCUGGAGGAGCCGGAGUGCGGGGCGCCGGGCGCCAGGGGAGCGGCCACAGCAAUGGAUUGCAAAGACAGACCGGCUUUUCCAGUAAAGAAGUUAAUACAAGCUCGUCUGCCCUUCAAGCGCCUGAAUCUUGCCCCAAAGGAGAAAACCAAGGACGGGUCAGACAACAGAAGAAGCUCUCCAAGUGCUCCUGCACAAAGUCAAGUCUCUGAUGUAGAAGCCUCUUUGGACAACUUGGAGAACGAUUUUCAUAUGGGUUCUGACAUAGAUUUUAGUCCAAAACUUGUCAAUGAGAAGGGUCCCUUAGAUAACUUUUUAGGAAGUAGAGUCGAAACAAAUAUUGGCAAGACCACAGUCAUCGAUUUGACAGAAGACUCCAGUGACCAACCAAAGGACAUUGUGACCUACAGUAAACUGAAUUCUGCAGCCUAUCCCUCCUUGAAGGAGGCUGUAAAUGGGGUCAGAGAAGCCGAAGGUGAGGGGCUGCUGCCGAAGGUUAGUCAGAAGGAUGAGCUGGCAUUUCCUGAGGAGACUCUUUUAGCCAUUCCAUACAAAACAGAGGAGGAGGGUGCUGGCCUAGGGGACACAGAGAGGAGCAGAGACAGGCAGAAAGCACCUCAAAGCUGCCCCACAUUGACAGAUGGUCUGAGAAUAUGCUCAGAGCAGGACCAGGACGGUUGGAGUGAAGCCGGGGACAUCUUGUUCAAAAGGAAGGUGCCCGUGGUGGUCUUGCAGGAUAUCCUGGGUAUGAAACCUGCAGCUGAGUCUCCAUCGACCCCUCUGGACCAGGGCAUGCCCUCUGAGAGUGAGAUGCUGGACUCUGGUCCUGAAGAAGAUUCUGUCCUCAGCCAUUCGUCUCUGAGCUCUUCCUCUCCUACCAGCUCACCUGAGGGGUGGUCUGCUUCUGAAAAUCAGCACAGCAGCCCUAGUCCCUUCCCAACCCCCACCUCUGUCCGCAGAAUAACUAAGAACUUGGUCAAAGGUUCUGCUGAGAAGAACAAGAUGAAACUACAAAGAGAUAAGGAACGUUUGAGCAAGCAGCUGAAGUUACGGGCCAAAAAAGAGGAAAAAGAGAAGCAGAAAGAGGAGGCUAAACGGGUCAAAGAAGAAGCCAGAAAGAAGAGGGAGGAAGAGAAGGAGAUGAAGGAGAAGGAGAGGCGUGAGAAAAGGGAGAAGGAAGAAAAGGAGAAGGCAGAGAAGCAGCGACUCAAGGAGGAGCGGCGCAAGGAGCGACAGGAGGCCCUGGAGGCAAAGCUGGAGGAGAAGAGGAAAAAGGAAGAGGAGAAACGGUUGAGAGAAGAGGAAAAGCGCAUUAAAGCAGAAAAAGCCGAAAUCACAAGAUUCUUCCAGAAACCAAAGACUCCACAGGCCCCCAAGACCCUGGCUGGCUCCUGCGGGAAGUUUGCCCCUUUUGAAAUUAAAGAGAACAUGGUCCUCGCCCCUCGUUGUCGGAUUGCCUUUGACCAAGACCUCUGUGAUCAGUUAGACCAGCUCCUGCAGCAGCAAAGCGACAACUUCUCCUUCCUGAAAGAUCUAAAAGGCCGGCAGCCCCUCAGGUCUGGACCCACUGUGGUUUCUAACCAGAAUGCAGAGUUUUUAAACAGUGAUGUGGUGAUCGUGGAGAGCAGCAAAGUAGAUGGCGUUCCUGAAAGGAAGAAGUUUGGCAGGAUGAAGCUCUUACAGUUUUCUGAGAAUCACCGACCAGCAUAUUGGGGGACGUGGAAUAAGAGGACGACGGUCAUCCAUCCAAGGGACCCCUGGGCCCAAGACAGGAAGCUCCUGGACUAUGAGGUAGACAGCGAUGAAGAGUGGGAAGAGGAGGAGCCAGGAGAGUCUCUCUCUCACAGUGAAGGGGAUGAUGAUGAUGAAGUAGGAGAUGACGAAGAUGAGGAUGAUGGUUUUUUUGUGCCCCAUGGGUACCUGUCUGAGGAUGAGGGAGUAACUGAGGAAUGUGCCGACCCCGAGAACCACAAGGUCCGCCAGAAGCUGAAGGCCAAGGAGUGGGAUGAGUUUUUAGCCAAGGGAAAGCGGUUCCGCGUGCUCCAGCCCGUGAAGAUUGGCUGCAUCUGGGCGGCAGACAAGGAUGACAGCGCCGACCUGAAGGUGCUAGAGCAGUUCACGGCGUGCCUUCUAGAGACAGUUCCCUCCGAGGAGGAGCAGACGCCCAAGGCCUCCAAGAGAGAGAAGAGGGACCAGCACAUCUUGGCCCAGUUGCUUCCGCUGCUGCACGGGAACGUGAAUGGAAGCAAAGUCAUCAUCCGGGAAUUCCAAGAGUGUUGCCGCCAAGGACUGCUCAGCAAGGACACCAACAGUCCUGAGAACAGCUCCGCCAGCCCUCCGAGCCCUGGCUCUUCCCGCCCACAGACCCCCACCACCAGUGAGGACAACACUGUCCCCUCCAAGGCCAGGCUCAAGCGGAUUAUUUCUGAGAACUCAGUGUAUGAGAAGAGGCCCGAUUUCAGGAUGUGUUGGUACGUCCACCCACAGGUGCUGAAGAGCUUUGAUCAGGAGCACCUGCCUGUACCGUGCCAGUGGAAUUAUGUCACCAUGGUGCCCUCGGCCACCAGGGAGGACAGUGGCACUGUCCCGGCUGCAGGGCCCAGCCAGGGGACACCCGUCUCGCUGAAGAGGAAGUCAGCGGGCAGCAUGUGCAUCACUCAGUUCAUGAAGAAGCGCAGGCACGACGGGCAGAUAGGAGCUGGGGACCUGGAUGGCUUCCAGGCAGACACAGAGGAAGAGGAGGAAGAGGAUGGCGACUGUGUAAUGAUGGACAUCUCAGAUGUUGCUGAAGAGGUCCAGGACCCAUGUGGAACCAUUCCUGGAGCUGGAAGGCCUGAGGGAGUGGACACCAGUGACAGCCCCGCGCCCUCCAGCUCACUUGGCCCCUCCUGAGCACCCCAGUUGGCCCCUGUGUGUAUGUAGAAUGGUUAGGGUUUUCUCAGAUGCUUCUCAGAUACUUGAAAGUCCUACGAUUCCUGUGUAAAGAGCACUUUGUCCUGCUUUGCAUACCCAUCCCCCACUAAGGGAUGGAAAGUAUAUAGGAUGCUUGGUUCAUUCUUUUUGAUAUUUGUAAAAACUUUUCCCCCAAAGUUGCGUAUUAUUCUGCCCUUUAAUAAAGCAUUAUCGCAAUAUGUUGGCCUGUACAGGGAAGCCUAAUCUUGCCCUGAGGACCCUGAGCAGGCACUAUGAUGAAAUGCUUAUAAAUGAAUUGGAGCCCUGCUGGUGCAGCUUAGCACUGGGACCUGACAUGAACAUGUAUAAACUUACUGUCUAGUCCUGA